AAAAAUGUGAUCUAUAAUAUUAUUAAGUAUACAGUUGUCAGUUACAAUAUAUAUAAUAAUUAUAUUUCAACUUCAUUAAUUACUAAUUAAUCUAAGCUUUAAUGAUUAUGAGCGAACCAUAUUUUUUUUCCAUUUAUUAGUCUAUCCGUUUAAUUUUUAUUCUUUUUGGUGUAAACAAAUAAAUUUAAAUAUUUAACAGUUUACACUGUUGAUACCUAUAUAAGAUACGUUUGUGAACAUUUAUAUUUUAAAAUUAUAAAAUACAUUUUAUAAUAGACAUUAUUUUGUUUUUAUUUAAAAUGUUUUCACCUUACUGUAAUAAUAAUUUACACAACAUUCUAAAAAUUAGAAGGCACGCAGACUUGACAUACUCGUUUAUUAAUCAUUGGAUGCACAUUCGUAAACAGAGUUCAGUUAUUACAAACAAAGUUGAAGUGUCCAGUACGGAUGUACUUACUGAUGAAACACAAUUUUAUGCUUUGGAGAAAUCUGUAACUCCUUUAUGUCGAGUGCCAUAUGAGAAACAAUUGGUUCUGAAACAACAAUGGACAAAUACUAUAUGCAAGGAAUUGCGCAGCCGACUACAUAAUGCAAAAACCCUGAUUAGACUACCUAAAGUUUUCCCUAUUUCAUCAUCUCCACAAAUCAAUGAAUACCGCAAUAAAGACGAGUUUAAUUUUCGGCCUGGUAUCGAUGGUAAUCCUAAAACCCUUGGAUUUUUUGUCAAUAAUCUAUCUAAUGGAAAUAUCUAUUGUGUUCCUGCCAUGAAACUAAUUAAUAUGAGGCAAUCGCAUAAAGAUAUUGCUCAGGUUUUUGAAACUUUUGUUAGAAAAUCUGAAUUGCCUGCUAGUUAUGACCAUAUGGACGGUGGUUUUUGGCGAGGAAUUAUUGUGCGAAGUAAUUUAAAAGGUGACAUAAUGGCUAUAGCGGUUGCUAAUCCUAGAGGAUAUACCAAUGAAAUUAUGUUAGAUGAACAACGUAGAUUUAAUGACUUUUUAAAAAGUAUUAAUAUUAAUAUACAAUCUUUAUAUUUUCAUCCUAGUUUGCACACUAGAAGUUCAAAAGAUUCGACAUUUAUUCUUGUUGAUGGUGAAAAGUACAUUUAUGAAGAUUUAUGCAAUUUUAAGUUCAGGAUAUCUCCAGACUCAUUUUUUCAAAUUAACACAUUAACUGCUGAAGUUUUGUAUAAUGAAUUGUUCAAAUUAAUGAAUCCAACAAAGACAUCUACUUUGCUAGAUCUAUGUUCAGGCACUGGCACAGUAAGUAUAUUAAGCAGUCAACAUGUACAGUCAUGUAUUGGUAUUGAAUCUGUGGCACAAGCUGUUAACGACGCUAAAGAGACUGCAAAGAUAAAUAAUAUACUCAAUUGUGAUUUUGUUGAAGGAAAAGUAGAAAUGGUAUUAAAACAAGUUUUGGAUGAAUUGAGCAUGACCAGUGAUUUGUGUACAGUUUUAAAUCCUGGUCGAGCAGGCGUGCAUCCAAAAGUCAUAAAUGCUAUUAGAAAUAAUAGGUUGAUCAACAGUCUUGCAUAUGUGUCUUGUAAGGCGGACAGUCCGAUAACUAUGAAAAACCUUGUAGAAUUAGUUGUUAAUGACAAAAAAUCUCGCCCUUUUACUUUGGAAUCUAUUAAACCAGUUGAUAUGUUUCCUCAUACAAAACACUGUGAAUUAAUUUUCAUGUUCAAACGUUAAAAUGUAUAUGAAAUAAAAAAUAUCUAACCUUGUA
Messenger RNA from Rhopalosiphum padi (bird cherry-oat aphid), 1725 nucleotides. Its product is annotated as tRNA (uracil-5-)-methyltransferase homolog B-like. Gene Ontology annotation, biological process: RNA processing. The transcript is spliced from 8 exons. Lineage: Eukaryota; Metazoa; Arthropoda; Insecta; Hemiptera; Aphididae. Bases 300 to 1691 code for a protein of 463 amino acids. Gene Ontology annotation, molecular function: RNA methyltransferase activity. The record is from RefSeq and is a predicted model, not a curated record.